Toxotes jaculatrix (banded archerfish) is the source of this 2738-nucleotide messenger RNA. Its product is annotated as beta-1,3-galactosyltransferase 2-like. The record is from RefSeq and is a predicted model, not a curated record. Gene Ontology annotation, cellular component: membrane. NCBI's taxonomy places the organism in Eukaryota, Metazoa, Chordata, Actinopteri, Toxotidae. Gene Ontology annotation, molecular function: N-acetyl-beta-D-glucosaminide beta-(1,3)-galactosyltransferase activity. The transcript has 2 exons. Bases 967 to 2232 code for a protein of 421 amino acids.
ACUGCUUCCUGUUCAUCUUUCUCCUCCCCCGCUGUUUUCACCCUUCUAGCCCUCUCACAGACAACACAACGACGGCACAGAGGGGCCGCUGAACGAGGAGGGUGGGAAGAGGAAAAUGGAAACCAAAAAAAAGGAGAAAAGGCACAUGGGGGAGGGAAGUUAACAUGCGAGCAUGUGAAUUAGAGGAAGGAGAAGAAUGAGAGGAAAUAAGCAUCAGCAUUGAAAUUAGAAGAAAGGCUGGACAAACAGAGAGACUGAAGGCUUACGCAUCAAGCAAGGAUUAACCCGAUCUAUCCACCACUGCUUUGAUUUUCACAAUUUGGCGAGAAAGGCCAUGGGGCUAACUGUCUACCGACUUUAUCCUUCCUCUGGCCAGAUGCAGCAGCGGCGGCGGCGGCAGCACCGUCAAGCAUCAAGCCUCUGGGGACAAUGCGCCAAGACAGACAGAGAGACUGCAACACUCGAGCUCUGGCACAUGUUCUGCCGAUGCACACAGACACCCCGGUGCAUGCAUGUGGUACACUGCUACAAAUAUCUGGAAAAGCACUAAAUUUCCAACUGACCAAUGAUGAAAAACUAUUACUUUUACUUCCUGAGUAAACAAAGAGGUUUAUCUGCCACACGUCGUAAAGGAAAUUACUGAGGAUCUAAGCCGUCAAGCUCCAAUGACUGUGAUUUGGCUUGGUGCACAGAGCAGACCAAGACCAAGAGAGCGAUCAGUGGAUGAGGACUGCAAUCUAUCAAAUCCAAGAAUGGUGGAUACCAGGAAGAGACGAGUACUCUGAUUAAAAAGGGCAAUCUCUGGACAACAGCAAAGAGAUUUACACAUACAGAAACGAGAUAUCAACACAGGGCCAACCCACCACAUAAACUUGGCUUCAUCGCCAGGGACCAGGACCUGGUCAGAAGCUGCUGAUCAGUGACCUUAUGAGCGUAAUGACUGAGUGAACAGUCACAAGCAGAACCAUGCUGUGGAGACGGCGCCACCGCUGUAUGCACACAGCUAAACUUUUCUAUAUCGUCUCACUGUUGGGUGUACUGAUCUUUCUGGUCAACCAGGUGUGGCUGCCUAGGCUCACAGGUAUGCCGUGGUGGAGAGAUCAUCCUGUGGUGUACGGAGGUGGAGUAUUUCAUGCUGCCAAACCCAAACUGAACACCUCCCAACAUUCAAUGUGGAGGUUUGUCAUUGUUUCUCAGCCAAUUUUCGAGGACGACGCUAACAUCAGCUCCCAUGAGAGCAAAGGCGUCUUGUCUCAUCAACAAGACCAAGAUUUUGAGGACACACUGGCAGCCAAUACAAGCCAAAGUGAAGAGGGAGACCAUGGAGGCACAAUAACUCGUGGGCCCUUCCCUUAUAUCAUCAAUGAGCCAGACAAAUGUGUGCAGAGCAGAGCCACGCCAUUUCUGGUGUUACUGAUAGCCACUGAGGCGAGGAAGGUGGAGGAAAGGAACGCCAUACGCCAGACAUGGGGGAAUGAGAGUGUUGCCCCUGCUCUGGGAUUCAUUCGGCUCUUCAUGUUGGGGAAAAAUGAGGGAGAACUAGGACUUUUACAGCAAAAGAUGCUAGAAGCUGAGAGCCAAAGGCAUCAUGAUAUCAUUCAGCAGGACUUUCUGGAUUCCUACAAAAACCUGACCAUAAAGACAUUGAUGGGAAUGAACUGGGUGGCGAUGCACUGUCCACAGGCCAGCUAUGUCAUGAAGACGGACAGCGACAUGUUUGUCAACACUGAGUACCUCAUAUAUAAUCUGCUCAGGCCAGAACUGAAGCCCAAGAAGAACUACUUCACAGGCAAUAACAUGAGAGGCUUUGCACCCAACCGAAAUAUAAACAGCAAGUGGUACAUGCCCCCGGAGCUGUACCCAGGUGAGAAGUAUCCCACCUUCUGCUCUGGGACUGGUUACGUCUUCUCUGGUGACUUAGCAAGGAAAAUCUACCAAGCAUCUCUCAGCAUCCGCCACCUGCAUCUGGAGGAUGUGUAUGUGGGAAUAUGCUUGGCCAAGCUCCAGAUUGAGCCCACGCCACCGCCCAAUGAGUUCCUAUUCAACCACUGGCGUGUGUCUUACUCCAGCUGCAAGUACAGCCACCUGAUAACAUCGCAUGGGUUUCAUCCCAAUGAACUACUUAAAUACUGGCAUCACCUGCAAAACAACAAACGCAACGCCUGCAUCAACACACUUAAAGAGAGAGUGGGCAGGACGCACAGAAUGCAUGGGAAGAAACAAGCUCAAUAACAGAAACUGUUGCACCCACAAGCUCUUUGUUAGAUGCAAUCAUUGUUAGCUCAGCACAUUUUCUUCUUAACUUGAUAUGAAGGGAGUAAUCCACAGUUUUUCCAUAUGAGAACUCAAAACAAACUCUGCAUUGAUGUGUAAAAACUGACGAAGUGCUCCAAUAUUCUUGCCAAUUUUGUACAAAAGAGAUGAAAACUGUUUCUAUGUCUGAGUCAAAACACUGGUCUAUUUUUACAAAAGAGUAAGAUGUUGAGUGAGACCCUGUUGUGACACGACAGUGGAUGAGAUGACACCUCUCUCAGAACGUGAAAGACCAGCAGGAUUUUUAUUUCAUAUAUUGUUGAUAAUUUAAACAUUUUAAACUAUUUUUACUGACCUACUUGAGAAACAAAGAGAGUUAGUCAGUGCCAAGUGAUGCUGUGAGCCAGGACAUGGCAAUAAUCAUAGGGACCAUAUGCUCCUCCAGCAAACACCAAUCAUUAAAAUAAAAGGUUUUUUUUUCUGAA